AUGGCCUCGCUGCCGGUGGGAUCUCAUCAUCCACCGGAGCCGCAGCCGCAGCCGCAGCCGCAGCCGCUACAGCAUCAGCAGCAGCCGCAGCAGCAGCAGCCAUCCCACGAGGCGUUGGUGAAGAUCGCGCAUCGCCGGCCGGAGAUGGGAGAGGAGAAGGUACCUUGACCCCGUUUACCCUGCGUAUUGUCCCCGCAGUCAGUUGUUUUGGUUUCGCUAGUCUUGUGUUUUUGCUAUUCGGUCGGUGUUUGCGAGAUCUGCGGUUUUUAGGUUGUUGCGGAAUAGAUCCCUGCGGUUCUCGUACCGUUGAACGUUGUCAUCCCGUCCUUCGCUACCGCCGUUGUGAAUGAUAUUGCGGCAUUGUUGGAUCUCUUCUAGCUGAUCGGGUUUCUGCCGGUAAUUCUUGGGCAUCAUCCUGUACUAUUUUUGAAGCUUAUCGAAGCAUAUGUGGUCCACACACGCAGUCGUUUUGUAUUUUUUUCUUAGACAUAUUAUCGAAUUUUCUAUUUGUUGUUUUUAUAUGCCUAACGGGUUUUUAUACGUCAAUGAUAGCCGGGAGUCUUUGUUCCUCUAUCGGAGACUCCUGUUUCUCAAUCCCCUUCCUUCUGGAUCAAUAUUUCCAUUAUUUUUACGGUGUUUGGUUCAUGUCUUUUAACUCGGAUUUUCAUUUGAAGAAGAGCGUUCUUUUUUAUGGACUUCCUGGCACAUUAUUCACCGUUUCUUCAUCGUAUUCCUAGCGGCUAUGAAUUUGUGGCUGGUAUUUUUGAUCAGGUUACAUUUGGAUUUUCCUUAAAUUUAAUAUAUUUUCCUGUAUUGGACCCCCCUUCUUGCCUUUAUUUUGCUUUCCUGCGAAUCUUUUCUGGUAUACUAGCCUUCAUUGAUCGUACACAGUUGGUCCCGCUCUACAGUAUUCUCACUGUGUUGUGCUCAUCUCUACCCUCACGUAUGGUGAUCUGCAAUCAUUGACGCUUUUUUGGUAACUGGCUUACCUUGGCUUUUUUUGCUGCUUCUAUUCCGUAGAUUCUAUUUUCAAUGCUGUCAUCAUCAUUAUCAUCUCUCUCUCUCUCUCUCUUGCUAAUUUUACUAGGAUUCUUUUAUGAAAGUUGGUCGAUUUCACUGGAAUCUUGUAUCUAAAAAUGCUUUACUUUGUCUUGAAUUUGUAUUCGGAUUGCUGUCGUUUUUCCUCAUCUUGUAUUUCUGAUUGCUAUUCGAAUUAGAUGCAAAUGCUUGAACUUUAUCGUUGAAUACUUGUUGCAGGAAGCCACCGUUGUUGAGGGGAAUGAUCCAGUAACUGGCCACAUUAUAUCAACCACCAUAGGAGGAAAAAAUGGUGAACCCAAAAGAGUAAGGACUGAUAUCAGAACAAAUUUUUUGUGCUUGUUUUCUAUCGACAUCUUCAGUAUGCUAAUUGUAAUGGGAUAUGGAUGAAUCUCUUUUCUUAUUGAUGUUGGCGUUGACCUUAUUUUUUAUUCAGCUUUUUGUACGAAAAACCUUUCCACCCAAAGCACGCUUUAUGCUUAAGGGUUUUAUAUGGGGUAUACCUAUAUUGAAUUGUGUGCUACCUCUUAGCUUCUGAUUUCACAUAGGCAAUCUGGAUUUCAAUGUUUUUGUUUCUCAUUUAUUUUUUCAUGUGCAAUCAUGAUUUCUUGCUUUCAUUUCAAAAAUUUAAGAACAUUUUAAAAUCACUAUCUUUUCCUUCUGUGUACGACAUGAUAGCCUUGCUGGUCGUCCCAUAUUUUCUGUCAUUAGAUGAUAAGAUUUUUGAACAAAUUUGCAACCUUCAUUUUCCUAUCCAGGAAAACAAUAAUUAUUUUCUUCAUCAUGUACGUUCAGAAUCCUGAAAGAUAUCAGAACCUUUAGGAAAUCGCAAUUGGGAUCUUUUCUGUUGUGAUUUAUAGCAUGACAAUGUUGCACUUCUGCUUUACUUGCAGACUAUCAGUUACAUGGCUGAGCGAGUUGUCGGAACCGGGUCAUUUGGCAUUGUCUUUCAGGUUAAUCUCGAUUUUUUUUCACCUUUUGCUCAAUUAGAAUGCGUCACUUUCUACCAAGCUUAUUUUGUCUGUAUCAUGCAGGCAAAAUGCCUUGAGACUGGAGAAACAGUCGCCAUCAAGAAAGUAUUGCAGGACAGACGAUACAAGAAUCGUGAGCUGCAACUCAUGCGAUCAAUGGAUCAUCCUAAUGUGAUAUCUUUAAAACACUGUUUCUUCUCAACGACCAGUAGAGAUGAGCUCUUUCUCAAUUUGGUAAUGGAAUAUGUUCCUGAAACUGUAUAUCGAGUAUUGAAGCAUUAUAGUAACAUCAACCAAAGGAUGCCGCUUAUUUAUGUGAAACUCUACACUUACCAGGUAUAUAAUGUUAGGGUCUCUUUGCCCUGUAUUUGGUACAGUACUGUCUCGUGAUCCUUUAAUAACCAGGUUGAUGUGUGUAGUGGGUGCAUAUUGUAGCCAGGCUCAAAUCUGUAAUAUCUUCUCGUGCAGAUUUUUAGGGGAUUAGCUUAUAUGCACACCAAUCAAGGUGUCUGUCACCGCGACGUGAAACCACAGAAUCUCCUGGUAUUUCUCUUAAAAUGAAUGUAUUUCAUGACGUUUAUGAGAAUAGCCUUUUUUUAAUUUUUUAUUUUACUGUUCUGUAGUGAUGUUUUUGUUUUUUUUUCGUUUCGUGUGACUCCCUGUGCAGGUUGACCCUCUUACCCACCAAGUAAAGCUAUGUGACUUUGGUAGUGCCAAAAUUUUGGUACGUAUUUUUGUUUAUUUCUGAUCAUCUGGUAACUUUUUUGUAGUAUUAUUUGCAUGAAAAAGUCUUUGGUUGAUAGAUGCUAACACAGUUCCUAAUUAUAUUUCGCUUUGUUGUUGCUUUGAAUCUGUUUUCAUAAUAGACAAGGAAAGAGAGUAAAAGUAAGAAAUCAAAAACCGUAGAUUGUGGCCAGUGAAAAUGAUUUAACCUGUUGGUCUGGUACAUGCUAGGAGUUGUUGGUCCUAAAUAGUAGCAUUUUCUUGCUCUCGAAUUUCCAUGUAAAUGCUGCUAGAAUUAAUUCCUCAUGGCUUACUUGCACUUUUUUCUUAACCCUUGACUGGUUCAUCAACGGACCAGUGAUCUGCCAUGGCCCACACGUCAAUGGUCCUCAUCCAAAAUCUCUCACCACCAGAAGAUUUUCCAUACUAGGUAUCAGAUGUGUGAUUGUUGUGGCAAGACCCAAUAUUGUUGUGCACUCUGGUGCCAACUCUCGUCUCCUUGAGUUACCAGUAGCAUAUGAAAUGUGAAAAACUUUGUUUCGUGAAAGGAUUUGCUCUUAAUAUCUCGGCAUGCCAUACUCACUGUCAAUGUGGGUAUAAUACUCUCAUUGAAGACCUUAACAACAAUUUUCGAAGGGGAAUCGUUGCGAUUGGGCAUUUUUACUAUUUAUGCAAAGAUAACACAUUUCGUUACCUUGCUCAUAUGUUCUUGCAUGCGCAUGUAUUAUAUACAUAUACAUAUACAUAUACAUAUAAAUGGGUGUAUAUGCAUGUGUAGCUGGCUGAAAGUAGAUCAGAUUAGUAUGGCUUCCGUUUUAUAUUUAGCUAUUUAUGUAAUUAUUCUUUAUUCGAUUUUUGUAUGUCGGUUGCGUUACCUUCAAUUAUGUGUAAUUAGGUUAAAGGUGAAGCGAAUAUAUCAUACAUAUGCUCUCGGUACUAUCGCGCCCCGGAGCUUAUAUUCGGCGCAACGGAGUACACCACGUCGAUCGAUAUAUGGUCGGCGGGCUGUGUUCUCGCUGAGCUACUCCUUGGUCAGGUGAGAAUCCCGCACCUUUUUUGUCUUUGCCCAUUUGAACAGGAAUCCAGCGCGACGCAGAUUCUGACCUUCACUUCGCUUCUGACCAUUCUGAUGAUAUACGUAGCCAUUGUUUCCUGGGGAAAGUGCCGUUGACCAGCUCGUUGAAAUAAUCAAGGUAACCAUCAUGCAUCCCGCGCCUCACCUCCCCCGUGGAAUCCGGCAAGUCUUUCCUUUACUCAGCUGUGAGUUCUCCCCGCAGGUCCUCGGUACCCCAACACGUGAAGAGAUUCGAUGCAUGAAUCCUAACUACACCGAGUUCAGGUUUCCGCAAAUAAAAGCUCAUCCAUGGCACAAGGUACCUUUUUUUUUUUUCUUUUUUUUUUGUUUGAGCCUGUUGGGCCGGGGAGCUCUCGAGAUCUUCACAUCAUUCUCUACCUCUACUUAGCUAAAAAUGUAUGGCGAUUGUAAUUCUAUUGCGCCUCCGGUUGCUGCAGGUCUUCCAUAAACGGAUGCCGCCAGAAGCCAUAGAUCUCACGUCGAGGCUGCUGCAGUACUCUCCGAGCCUUCGUUGCACGGCGGUGAGUUUCCUCUUCUCUCGAGCUACUGUGAGCUGAGCAAGUCUGCCUUGGUGUGAGUCAACGCCCGGGAUUCUUUAGCCUGAGAGGAAUUAUCAUAAUUACAUUAAUAGGUAUAAUUUGUGGAUAAUAGGUAAAUGGUUUAAAUCUAUGUGGCUUUUUCUGGGGUGGAUGAAUUAUUUGGUUUUUAAUUAUUUGUAAAAAAAAUUAAUGGUGGGGUUGGUGGUUUCUGGUGGUUUCUGGUGGUUUCUGGUGUGUUGUUGCAGCUGGAGGCGUGCGCCCACCCCUUCUUCGACGAGCUGAGAGAGCCGAAUGCGAGGCUGCCAAAUGGCCGUCCGCUGCCGCCGCUGUUCAACUUCAAGCAGGAAGUAAGUUGGGUGAUCUUCUUGCAUUGAUGCUUGCCGGUUUUAGUUAGUUGCCUGUCGAGUUCGUGGAUGUUUGGGAUCGUGGUUAUUUAUCAACUUCAGGCCAUAGAAACUGGUUCUUUAGAUGCUUUCCGGUCAGUAGGGGAGAAAAAAAUCUUCUUGGUCUGCUCUCUCUCUUUCAUUUAAACCGGGACACUUUCUCUCUCUUCUGGGUCUUCUCUCUCUCUCUCUUUCAUCUGUUGGGGACACCUAUCUAUCUCAUCUCUCUUCAGGGUCUUCUCUCUCCCCUCUCUCCCUCUCACAUCUGAAUGGGCGCGCACUAUCUCUAUUCUGGGUUCUCAGCACACUUUCUCUCUCGUCUGGCUCUCUCUCUCUCUUUCAUCUGAAUGGGCGCGCCCGCCCAUCUAUCUCUCUUAAGGGUCUUCUCUCCUCCCUCUCUCUCUCUCACACACAUCUGAAUGGGCGCACCUAUCUGUCUCUCUUCUGGGUUCCUCAGUACAUUUCUCUCUCUUCUGUCUCUCUCUCUCUCUCUCUCAUCGUCAUUACACUCUUUUUGGACUAGUGCUAUCUGUCACGGUCGGCACUGUUUUCUGGGUCCGCAGCGAUUUUCGAGAUCUUAUCGAUCAUUUCGGAAUAGAAGAAUUUCUGUGUCGACCCUCUCUCUCUCUCUCUCUCUCUCUAUCUCUCUAUCUCUCUCUCUAUCUUUCUCGGCAUUCACCCUCUUCUGUUCUACAAAUCUUGCAGCUGUCAGGUGCGUCGCCGGAGCUGGUCUCCAAGCUGAUCCCCGAGCACGUGCGACGCCAAUCCGGCGCCACUUUCUCUCACCUGGCCGGCACGUGA
Molecule: messenger RNA, 5530 nt
Organism: Spirodela intermedia
Lineage: Eukaryota; Viridiplantae; Streptophyta; Magnoliopsida; Alismatales; Araceae
Source: the annotation of a GenBank genome assembly